AGCUUUUCUUGAAAGUGCCUGUACAUGGUUGAGCAAGAUGGCUCCUUUUCUGUUGAAUCGGAUCUUUCUUCCUACCCUUUCUUGUCUGUAUACCCCUAUCAAAAGGUCUUGAUCUCAUCAGUUUCUACAAUAUUCCGUACUUACCUUCUCUUAUGAAUCCUUUCUGCUAUUGUCCCACUUUUAUCCUGCUAUCCUAAGAGGCCCAAAUUAGUUCGUGAUCGCUAGUCGAGGAUCCCCGCAUCUCCAUGUUUAUCUGGAAGUUUUCGGCAAUUGUCCUAUUGCCGUGAAAGCUUACUUCUCGCCGCGUGAGGCUUGAAUUCCAUUCUACUAAGCUCAUUUACAUACCGGUUGUGAAUAUCCCGUUCAAAGGUCAUUGAGAAUACAGAACCCUUUUGGAACACUGUCAAAAUGCCGUUUCUUGCUCAGAGUCAUAUCCCGAUUCCGACCCAGGACCUUUUGUCCUGGAUGUUCGACAAUCCUCAGUAUGAUGUGGAUAUGCCGAUUUAUAUUGACGCUGCCAAUCCGCAAAACUCAAUAUCUAAUCGACAGGCGAAGCUUAUGAUCAGAAAGAUGGCCGCUGGUUUCAAAAAAGCCGGGCUUCAAAAGGGGGAUGUUGUCUGUGUGCAUUCAUUCAAUGAUAUAUAUUAUCCGAUUGCAUUCCUGGGUAUCAUAGCAGCAGGAGGCAUCUUCGCUGGCACGAAUCCAUCAUACACCCCUUACGAAAUCUCGCACGCCAUUCGAACCGCCCAGAUCAAGUUCUUCAUUUGCGAGCCGGAAGUCAUGAAGAAUGUCCUCACAGCCUCCGAGACGUGCGGGAUACCGAAGAAGAAUGUCUUCGUCUUCAACUCACGCGGCCAAUCUGUUCCAGCUGGGUUUGAAUCGUGGACAUCCCUCAUGUCUCAGGGAGAAACGGAUUGGGAACGGUUCAACGAUAAAUACACCUGUGAAAGCACACCGGUUGCAAGACUGUUCAGCAGCGGGACGACCGGAUUACCGAAAGCAUUGGACACCACACACUACAACUUUAUUGCCCAGCACACCCUGGUGGUGGAACAUCGACCACGCCCCUAUCCAUUGCGAAGAUUGGUUUGCAAUCCCCUGUUCCACGUCAGCCAAGCUCCUCGGGUUCAUACCAGUGCGCUUCGAAGUGGAAUCACCACAUACAUCAUGCGCCGAUUCGAACUGGAGCCAUGGUUGAAGAAUGUUGAGCGAUACGAAAUCACCGAACUGAAUUUCGUGCCGAUGAUGGUCAUCACGGUCCUCUCGUCUGGACUUGCAACAAAAUCGACGUUCCGAUCCAUACGGAGCGCUUCAUCUGGAGCGGCUCCAUUGGAUAAAGCGCUUCAGCAACGCUUCCAACAGUACCUCGCCGAUGAUGUACCAUUUAGCCAGGUUUGGGGCAUGAGCGAAACAAGCUGCAUUGCCACCAUGUUCUACUAUCCGGAAUACGAUGACACAGGAAGCGUUGGUCGCUUCAUUCCCAAUUGUGACGCGAAGCUGGUCGAUGACAAUGGGAACGAUGUCAGUCGACCGGGUAUUCGAGGAGAACUUUGCGUUCGAGGACCGAUCGUCAUUCGCGGAUAUUUUAAUAACCCAAAAGCGAACCAAGAAAGCUGGGAUGAAGAUGGAUACUUCCACACUGGAGACAUUGGCUAUUGCACAGAGGACUUGAUGUUCUACAUUGUCGACAGGAAAAAGGAGCUGAUCAAGGUUCGCGGCUUUCAAGUGGCUCCCCCAGAGCUGGAAGCCGUUCUCCUGGAACAUCCCAACAUCAUCGACGCUGCCGUCAUUGGAGUUCAGAGGGGGAGCGAAGAAUCGGAGCUUCCAAGAGCCUAUGUGGUCCUUCGGUCAGGAACUUCUGCAUCGGAAUCGGAAGUACGGGAUUUCUCGAGUGCUCGCCUGGCGAGAUUCAAGAAUCUCGAUGGGGGCGUGCAGUUCGUUGAGUCCAUUCCAAAGAACGCAAGCGGGAAGAUAUUGAAGAACCAGUUGAGAGAGUGGGCGAAGAAGGAGAUGAGGGCCCGUCUCUAGAGCUAGGAAGUCGAUCGACAUUUGGGGCAGAAUUGAUGGCAUGCGCUUGGGGUAUUUUGGGAGUUUCCCUUUAUACGAAUACAGGUACAUAGAGGCGAAAGCACCAUUUCAUACUCCUUCAACUGCCUGUGUGGUGAGGCCCGCGGGCUAUCCACAUUUAUAUACUAUCUCCAUCCUUCUUGGAUUGACAUGCGAAUAGGCCGGUAUAGAACCGAGGUGGGAUUUCAGCCCAUGACAGAUUCCUUGCUCUAGUUCUCAUCGUCUGCAUAAGGAUUCCCUUAAUAAUGACCAUGAAUCAUGACGGAUGAGGACUGGUACUUUGUGUCUAACCCAUUUGGCGCUUUGUCGGUGUCGGUGUCGCGGAAUGGGAACAAGUUCCUCUCGGA
Messenger RNA from Eremomyces bilateralis CBS 781.70, 2414 nucleotides. Its product is annotated as AMP-binding enzyme. Gene Ontology annotation, biological process: secondary metabolic process. The record is from RefSeq and is a predicted model, not a curated record. The coding region runs from base 409 to 2028 and encodes 539 amino acids. Gene Ontology annotation, molecular function: CoA-ligase activity. NCBI's taxonomy places the organism in Eukaryota, Fungi, Ascomycota, Dothideomycetes, Eremomycetales, Eremomycetaceae. The transcript is spliced from 5 exons.